Messenger RNA from Linum trigynum, 3264 nucleotides. The record is from the annotation of a GenBank genome assembly. NCBI's taxonomy places the organism in Eukaryota, Viridiplantae, Streptophyta, Magnoliopsida, Malpighiales, Linaceae.
AGUCAAGGUCAGGGUGGUAUGCAUUCUAAUACAUAUAACCCUCAAUGGAGACAUCACCCCAAUAUGCAUGGUCAAAUAAUAAUCCAGCUGGUGUUCGAAACAUCCCACCUCCUGGUUUUCAACAGCAGCAGCCUCUACCAGAGAAGAAGCCCCAGCUGGAGGAGUUGAUUUUGGCUCAUAUGCAGAAAACAUACAAUAAUUUCAAGGGCCUGGAUCAAUUUUUCACUCAACAGCUAGCCAUCAACAAUAAUUUACAAUCGUCUAUGCUAGCUAUGGAGAGGCAGAUGGGACAGAUGGCUCAAACUUUGGCAGAUAUGCAAGGCAGGAUUCCUGGGACAUUACCAGCAAAUACUGAGAGGAAUCCGAAGGAUGCCAUGGUUGUAGCAGUGAAAUUGAGGAGUGGAAAGGCCUUGGAAGACCCUAGCAGCUCGAAAAAGGCACCAGAGGCAGAAGAGGAAGCACUGGGAGAAAGAUCUUGUGCAGAAAAUGAAGAAUCAGCCUUGCACAGGCAAAAUGAAAGCAGUUUGCCUGUGCAAAAGCAUGUUGCCCGUGUAAAACCAACAGGGGAAAAUGCAAAGAUGGAGGAGCUAAAACCUUAUGACCCACCCGCACCAUUCCCUCAGAGGUUAAUGAAGCCCAUGGAAGACCCAAACUUCAAGAAAUUUGUGAAUAUCUUCAAGCAACUUCAUAUCAACAUACCGUUGGCGGAGGCACUUGAACAGAUGCCUACAUAUGCUAAAUUCUUAAGGGAAUUGCUGACGAAGAAGCGCAAAUGGGCUGAUCUGGAGAAGGUAACCCUUACUUCUGAAUGUAGUGUUGUGAUUCAGAAUAAAUUACCAAAAAAGAGUGAUGAUCCGGGCAGCUUCACCAUUCCAUGUGUCAUUGGAGGUACAGAAUUCAAUAAAUCACUUUGUGAUCUUGGAGCAGGAAUUAAUUUGAUGCCAUACUCAGUCUACAAGAAAUUGGGAUUGAGAGAUGUUCUUAAACCUACUCGGAUCACUCUCCAAUUGGCUGAUCGAUCAGUAAAAAUUCCAAAAGGAGUGGUGGAGAAUGUAUUGGUGAAGGUGGGGAAGUUUAUUCUCCCAACAGAUUUUAUAAUUCUGGAGAUGGAAGAUGAUCGGGGAGUGCCUCUAAUUCUCGGCAGACCUUUUCUAGCAACCGGUGAUGCACUCAUCGAUGUUGGGAAAGGCAAGUUGACAUUCCGAGUAGGUAAGGAGGAGGAAAUUUUUAAUGUCUUUCAAGUUGACCAUAAUCAUGAUGACUUUGAAAGUGGAGCUCGAGAAAGGAAAAAUCCCUCUCCCUGUGAUAGUGGACCAUCCGAAGAACUAUCACCUAUCCUAUCUGCUCAGAUUCUGAAGUCAAAGCAAGGGCAGAAAUCCUUGCCAGGUCACCUCAAGUAUAGAUAUUUGGGUAAGGAUUUCAAUCUUCAUGUUAUUAUUCCUUCUUCACUAACAUUGAAACAGGAAGAGUACCUGCUUGAGGCGCUGCAGUACCACCUAUGCCUCACUAAAGGGUCUAACAUGCCAGCUAAGAAGGUCAUACCCAAUUUUCGCACACCUGGCCCUGCAGAGGUGACUCAUAUGCUGGAUGGAGGUUAUGCGUUCUAUCAUUGCUCGGGUGGGUAUUCUGGAUACCUUUGCAUACCCAUUGGUUGAAAGCUCCAUAAACGUCAGGCUGAGGACGUUAAACAAGCGCUUCUUGGGAGGCAACCCAAGGUAAGUUUUCUUUUCUUUAUUUUUCUUUUUCGUUGUGUCAAACCGUGCAUGUUUAGAUUAGGAGUUGAACAUUAGGGACAAUGUUCCAUCCUGAGUGUGGGGUGGCGAGUCUUAGUGUUUGUUUGUUCCUUUUGCCUGUGGUCGGUAAAAAAAAAGUAAAAAAAAAUUGCCAUUGGUGAGUCUUAGUGUUGUUUGUCCCUGUUGCAUGUGAUAAAAAAAAAAGUUAAAAAAAAAAAUUUGCCAUUAGGUUGAGCACAGCCAAACUGCAAUUAGUUUGCCUGUGCAAAAAGCAGGUUGCCUGUGCAAAGCUAAUGGCUAAAAAACACCUAAAAAUCAGAAAACUUAAAAACAAAACCUUGUACUCUUGUGGUAACAUGAUGUAAAUGAGUGUGAUGCGUGUGAAAUGAGUUUGUGCUUGAAGAAUCAUCCAAAUCACCCCACUAGUGUUGAAUUGCAUAGUUCUACACAAUGAGCUUGAAUGUUUUGACUGACAUGAUGUGCUUUGAAUGAGCAAACUCUUCUAGCAACAUUCUCUUUUGUGAGGAUAGUGUAAUGACUUUUGGUGAAGUAGUUAGGUGGAGAACAUUGACCAUUCGACAUGUUUGGAUACCGUGCUUACUUGCAUCAAGUGUGAGCUUUGAUUUUGCAAUGAGUCUCUCUGUUUUGAAUGUUUUAUGAUGGGGUGAACUGUAUCUUUAUAAAAGAAAACACUACCUGACAAGUAAAAUAUAAGAAAGUUGCCAUAACAAUUAAAGUGUGGGUAAAAAUGCCAAAAUCGUGUGAGGCAAUCACUCAUUGCACAUGGGGAUGAGGAAAGAUUCAAUUGAGAAUCGGUUCGCGACCGUACGAUGUUGCUUAUCAAGUACGAUCCCCAGUUGAGUGAAGUGCCAUUUGAGGAUGUGCAAUGACCCUCCACACGGACCGAGGAAAAGGAGUUAAAAGAAGCCCUUAUGCGAAUGCUAAGAAGCAGAAAUUGCUCUUGCUCGGUCACCGAUAGUAAGAAACAAAUCCCACUUGUACUAAAUACGACCUCUCGGCAAGCAAAAGCAGAAAGAGAGAAAGCCUCUCCUUGUCAUAAAAGGUAGUGAUGUGCUUAAAGUUAAAAUCAUGUUUGCGAAAGGCUUCCCCUAUUAGUUUUUGAGACUCAUGCUUAAUUAAUUGCUUAUGAUUGGUGUGAGUAAGCCAGACUGUCCUCACGAGAUAUGCACCUCACUGAUGUGGUUAGAUUCUCCUAAUAAUUGUUGCACCAUAAGUUGUUAACCACCCACUACCGACGAUCGAAAUUGAGUGUUGCUAUUUGAGUUUUUGAUGGAUUUGAGUCAGUCAAUGGUAAUGGUUGCAAACAACUUGAGUGUGGGGUGAAAGGUAUGACCAUUAAAGCACAACUUGUCCGUUGAGAAAGAAACUACUGAUUACAACAAGAGUACAAGGAAAUUUUGUGUUUUGCUUUUAGUGAGUCUGUGGUGUGUCAUUGUUUUGGGAUGAUUAUGUGUUUGUGAUGUUUGAGUCGUUGCUUAGGGACAAGCAACAAUUAAGUGUGGGGUUGUGA